Arabidopsis lyrata subsp. lyrata is the source of this 5357-nucleotide messenger RNA. RefSeq names its product protein SHORTAGE IN CHIASMATA 1. NCBI's taxonomy places the organism in Eukaryota, Viridiplantae, Streptophyta, Magnoliopsida, Brassicales, Brassicaceae. Gene Ontology annotation, biological process: reciprocal meiotic recombination; resolution of meiotic recombination intermediates. The transcript has 8 exons. The record is from RefSeq and is a predicted model, not a curated record. The coding region runs from base 366 to 5183 and encodes 1605 amino acids.
CGGUCCACGUUUAUUGGCCCCAUCAUGUGAUUAUUUGGCAUGUGCACUACGUGUUGUUUAAAUAUAACAAAACGGCAUUCCAUAAUAGAGACGGCAUGAGAAAAAAUUCAAUACAGAAACCAACUGCGUGCUGUUUUGAAAAUUAAAAACGGCAGAUCGUUCUCAUUUGUAAUUGAAAGACGACAAGCGCGAGCGUUGCUUCAGUCUCUCUCUCUCUCUCUCUCUCUCUCUCCCUCUCUCUCUUGAAAUCGACGGAAGAUAUUUUUUAAUUUCUUAAAAAAUCAAAACCGCCAAUUUCAAAUUCGUUCUCUUCUUCUUCGUCACUGUUACAGUAUCACAUCCCAAGACGGAUCUGGAGAAUUACGAUGCGAACUCGAUUUCUCAACAUCGAUUACUUCUCUACUCCAUCUUCUCAGGUAUUUGAAACCCUAGGCUUCCUUAAUCUUCCGGCUCCUGAUAAUUUUCCGGGACCUAUAGUCUACGACGGAGAAGAAGACCGUCUCCGAUUUGGCUCUGUCGAAAAUGUCUGUCUCCCAAUCGGGAAUUUUACUAUUGAAGCUGCUUUGUCGAAGUUCCUUUCCGACGUGGUUCCCGAUUGCGUUAGUGUGGACUAUGGAGUUUUUGAAAUUGAUGAUUCUUCCCUCGGAGAUUAUUUCUCAGACGAGAAGAAUGACGGAGAUGCCAUUGAGGACAAAGCUGUAUUUAACAUUAUGGAGUUGGAGACUCCGGAGUUGGAUUUUGAAAUGGAGGAAAUGAUCUCAUCUAAGAGGGAAGAUCUCCAAUGUUUCUCUGAAGUUCUAGAGAUCGAAAAUGAGCCGGUUAAAUAUGUUGAAUUAGAUACUAUCUUACAGAACUCAAAUGACAUCCACCAAAGGAUUUAUUCUGUUGAUUACAUUUCUUCUGAUUACUUCACAGAGAACAAUACUUCGGUAGCAGAAAAUGAAUGCUCUAGCAAGAAUCAACCAUGGUUCAAAGAUGCCAGAUUUCCCCUUCUAGAAGUGGAUGAAGUAAACUUGAGAGAACUAUCGAGCUUAUCUACGCUUGAUAAAGUAUUUACUGUUCUUGAAACAAUUGAACCCCAAGAUAAGAACGCAGCGAGUUCUCUCAUUAUCAAUUCUAAGGAGCUUAUAGGCUCUAAGGGUUAUGAUCUAUUGGAUAUCCUCUCUACGGAUUGCUAUUUGAACAAAAGUGGUCAAUCUGAUGUGGUGCCAGAGGAUGAAUUUUCUGAAGUGGAUUUAGUGAAUAUCCUGGAAAUAUCAAAUGCUGAGGAAAACUUUCUGUUUGAACAACAAGGAAAGCUGGCUCUCCCAGUAACUUUUGAGGAAUUUCAGAUCCUGGAUGUGGAAAUAUCUGAUGUUUUUGAUAUCUUCCUUUGUCUUCUAAAAGCCAUUGAACCAGAAAUAUGUUAUGGGAUGUUCAGUAAAGAGAUGAACUUCAAGAAUUUCGAUGAAUUAGUAGUCAGUUCCGAACUUGCCUUCACAGAUGAUGCCUUCAAGUCUCUGCCUACUCCUAUUUUACAUGAUUAUGAGAUGACAAGAUCUCUGGAUCUCAUUUAUGAGGAUGUUUUGUCAAAGAUCAAGCCUCAAUCCUUGUCUGCUUCAAAUGACAUAUACUUGCCCUGGAACCUUCUUGAGGAAAGAAACCACAACCAUUGUGAUUAUCCGUUUGAAGAAAUAGUUACACUCAACAUUGAUUUUAAGUGGGAAUCUUCAGAAGGAGACAAAUGGGUUUAUGAUUUUAUAUUCUCUGAAGAUGCUUUCAGCGAGCCACUUGUAGAGAAAUGCACUGAACCUUUCUAUGGUAUAUCUACCCUUGAUGAGCAUGCUCCUGUUAAUACUUCUCAUGGGUUAUUGGAAAACCUUUUCCAAAAAACAGGAGCCAGGGAUUGUGGAGUGGAUGAUAAUGCUAAGAAGGCUACGCUGUUGUUCAAAUCAAUGUCUGCGUUUGAUGACUUAACCUUUUUCAUGGAUCCUCAGAAGGCUGUGACUGAAGAUAAUCUCGGGUCUAGAGUCGAAGCUGCUAAGACGGCCAACCAUAAAUUUAUGUCUAUUGACUCGAAGGCUUCAUGUAUAUCUGGUGGCAUGCACCCAAACCUGAAGACGGAGGAAAUGAUACUUCACAGUGUGCGCCCUUCAGAAAAUAUUCUGGUUCUUGUUGGGGACUUUGUGAAGAGCUAUUUAACUCUUGUGAAGGAUGAAUCAGAGAAUUUAUCAGAAGAUAGACUUAAGUUACUCAGCAUAUCUAAAGGAAAGCUUAUUGACUGCAUAAGAAAGGCAAAUGUCCGCAACACGCAGUUGGCGGAUGAUAAGACUUUCACGUUUGCAUUACUACUAGCAAUUAAACAGAUGACAUGGUAUAUGUGUUUCUUCGGUAUCCAUGUGGCAUAUCUCUAUCUUAACAAGUUAUGUCGAAGCUCAAAUCCCAUGAAGCUAGGAUUGCACACCCUCUACUCAGCAGUUGAAACAGAACACAAAUCAGAUGAGACAGACGUCACAAGAUCACAUCCAUCACUAGCUGUUAUCCAGGGGAUUUUACAUUCAGAAUUUGCCCGGGGGAACUCCAAAGCAUUACUUUUGGCUGAGAAAGUUUUUUGGUCCUCGCUGAAGAGGCUACUGAUGUCCAUGGGUUUAUCUUACAAUGAGCUCAACAGUCCCUCCCCAAGUGAAAAUCGACCAAAUGUUCAUGAAGCCACGGGGUUUAAAACCGUAGAACGUGGUUUCCUGCCGAUUUCAGACUGUCUAAUUAUCUCUUACGAGCAAAUUUCUCCAUCUUUUCCUGUGGAGAAUUUCAGCGUCAUUGUAGAAUAUGGCGGUCCAAAUGCCUCGCCCAAAUUUUCUUUUCCUUCUAAGUUGGAUUCCUUUCCUGACUUCCAUUUCAUAAAAGUUGAGAUGGAUAUGUCCAGUGCAUGCGGCCAACUGUGUGCAGGUGUCAAAGUACCUUAUAGUCUCAAAAUGAUAAAGGAAGAUGAAGUUGAGACGAAAACUGGCUGGUUGGAAGAAGUGUUGAACUUUGUUCCACUUGAAAGUGUGUGUUAUGCAGGAUCUUCAGUAACCACAAAUGAAUCUGAAUAUAUCUCCAUGCCUCAAGAAUCUGAAAGAAAACGUGGGAUAAUUGAACAAGGAGUUCUCUCUGACCAAAGAUCUGUGAUUGUUGUGAAUUCAAAAACUGUUGAUAAGGAGAUGAUCAUAUCCAGAAGAAGUACAUACCAGAAGGUGUUAGCAAUGGAAAAAGAAGGAGUGCAAGUUGUGGAGCGCGAUUCAGAUCUACCUGUGGACCUGAUGCUAAGUCCUGCAGUUUGCCUACUCUGGUAUGAUUGUGAAACUGUUAGUAAGAAGUCGGCUGCAACUAUUGGUACUUCCUCAAGCUCACUUUCAUGGAUUGGAGAUAUCGCAACCAAUGUUUUGACGUCAUUGAGUUUCAGUUUCAGCACCUGCAUUAUGGUUUUUGAGGGGGAACCCGCCUUUCUGGCUACAAUAAUGGACUCCUCUGAUGAACUGUAUGUAGCAGCUGGUAGCCUGGGAAUCAGUUUACAGAUGUUUUGCUCAUCGUCAGCUGAUUUCACGGAUGAAAUUAUAUUGAGGUGUAUCAAGUCGUCUGUUAAGUUGUCCAAACUCCAUGUCAAAAUGCCCGAGUCAGAAUCUCUAGCAGAAUCAUUUCUCACCAAGUUUCCUUCCGUGAAUCCACUCACAGCUCAAGUAAUUCUGUCAUCUUCUGGGUCACUUCUCGAAUUCAUGAAGCUCCCACAUAAAAGCAAGGUUGAUAGGAUGCAAAAGUAUCAUGUACCUGAAGAGAGUGUUGAUCUAUUCAGUUCACUAUGCAGAUACGGAGCGAGGGAGGACUCCAGAUCUGUAAUGACAGACAGCUCUUCUUCGGUAUCUUCUGGACCUGACUCAGACACACACCAUGUCAGUGUCCAUUCUGGUUCGAAAAAGAAACAGUACAUUGCUGAGAAAGAUGAGAUAGAUAUGGACGACUUGGUCCAUUUUGCUCCCUCCACAGAAUUUGCUGAUGCGCAGCUCAAGUCUUCUGGUGAUUUUCAACUUGAUGAUUCUUGGUCAUCGAGAGAUAAUGAGAUAUUUCAUUUUGACCCUGUCACUGAAUUCUCUGAUGCACCUUUCAAGCCUUCUGGGAUCAGUCAUCCCAAUGACUCUUGGCCAUCUAAAGAUCCUGAGAGAUUCGACAAGAAGCCAAGACCUGGUUCAUCAUCAAAGGACACAUUUUGGGAGAAAGAUCAGCCUGGUUUUUCAGUGGAGGACAGUCUUCCUGGAAUUCCUGAAUUAGAAGAUUGGAGUUUCCCAGUUAAAGACAAGUUCAAGAGCCAGAACAGAGGAUGUAAAUUCCCAGUGAUGGGAGAUUUCAACUUGCAUGACAAUAGGAACUCAGAGAGUUUCAUCGUAGACUACAAAGGUGAAGUAAUCAACAGAGCUGAUAAAUUUCUGGAGGAAGACUUCCCGCCUUCUCCUGGUUACAAUAGGUUUUCUCCAAUAGUUUCUGAUGUUGAUGAAGAGGAACUUCCAAGAAAAUCAAAAUCUGCAAGGAAGUUAUCUUUCUUUGGAUCUCUCCAGCCUAACUUCCCAAAAGCAGCUGAGAUCGACUUGAGUUCUGAAAGAUUCACCACCGAGAAAGAUUCAAAAUAUGAUAACAAUGCUUCUUUGCGUGGUUAUGCUGAUAACUAUCCAGCAAAACGCCAAAGAACCCUUUUGGAGGAGGUCUUAACUCGGAGAUCCGCAGUUCCAACAACAGAGCUUCCAUUUAGAGAAGAGAUAUCACAUUUUGGUGGAUCUCCACUAUCAAACGCAAUCCGUUCUUCAAAUCAAGUACAGAGUUCUCCUUGGACGGUUGAUUUCCUUAACAGAGUUAGAGAAAGAAGCAGGGCAAGGAAACAACAUCAAUCUCUUCCUUCUUAUGUCACUCCCUCUAGUUUGGAGACUCCAGGGAACAUAAAGAAAGCUAGUACCAAGAGAAAGAGUCCUUCCAUACUAGAGUUUUUCAAGUAUAAAGGAGGCAAAAAAAUUCCAGAAGAGAAAAAGCAGAAGCGGUCAAAAACUUCUUCAGCCUCGCCAAAAAACGAGAGAUUUUACUCUCCUCUUAAGUCAUGGACACCAAUUGAUAAGCGAGCAAAACAGUCUCUAUCUUACGCAGGGAAUGGAACUGGAGGCCAAACAAAACUGGUAUGGAAGUAAUAAAACAAACACGGGGUAGCAACCAGUCAGUGGGAAUUCAAUGUGGACAUGAUCAGAUUUGGAGGUGGGCAUCUCAAAAUCUUAUGUAAGCGUUACUUAUUUCAGAGGAAAAUAUUGAUUUCUUGACAAGUUUAUAAAAUAAUGUUUUAUGAGAGAAACGAAUUCUAUUAACAA